Messenger RNA from Meleagris gallopavo (turkey), 1789 nucleotides. The record is from RefSeq and is a predicted model, not a curated record. Lineage: Eukaryota; Metazoa; Chordata; Aves; Galliformes; Phasianidae.
UUUUCUUUUCCCAUCUAAUUUUCCUUUCUCGCCUGCUCCCCCAUUCACGCUGUUGAUGUCACACUCCCUGCAGGUCGAACCCGGUGGAGGGGAAGCUCAUCUUCUGCAACGGGGUUGUCCUGCACCGGCUGCAGUGCGUCCGCGGCUUCGGGGAAUGGAUCGAUUCCAUCGUUGAGUUUUCCUCCAACUUGCAGAACAUGAACAUCGACAUCUCGGCGUUCUCCUGCAUCGCUGCCCUGGCCAUGGUGACAGAGAGGCACGGGCUCAAAGAACCCAAGCGGGUGGAAGAGCUGCAGAACAAGAUAGUGAAUUGUCUCAAGGACCACGUGACUUUCAACAACGGGGGCCUGAAUCGCCCCAACUAUUUGUCCAAACUCUUGGGGAAGCUCCCCGAACUCCGCACGCUUUGCACGCAGGGGCUGCAGCGCAUUUUCUACCUGAAACUGGAGGAUUUGGUGCCACCGCCAGCAAUAAUCGACAAACUCUUCCUGGACACUUUACCUUUCUAAGACUCUUCCCGUGCACUGACGCUGAACUCGAGGAACCUUCGCCCGUCGGAAGGGGACUUCAGCUGGGCACGGGGCAGCGCGCGGGGCGGCACGGCCCCCCCAGCCACCUGUGAGCCUCCUGCGGGCGGAGCGCGACGGGGCGUUUGGCUCUGGGGCACCAUGGAUGCGGCUCUUGGACUUCCCGAAUCCCAUGGUAUAAACUUUUUAUUCUCGGCUUAUAGAUGAGUUUAUUAUUGAGGACUUCUGGUUAAGCAGACGAAGCAAUCUGGCGACGCCGGGCGCGCGGCUCAGAGCGAGAGGGGCAGCCCACGCGCUGAGGGACCCGCGGGCAUCGCCUCCUAAAGACUUAAAGUUUUCUGCUGUAAAAGAAAGCUGUAAUAUACACAGAUCCUAAAUGUUCCGUGGGUGGCAUGCCAGGAAGGAAGGGAAAGGCUUGUACAGUUAUCAGAUGCCGUUUGGCUUUUCUACAAAUGAACCCGUGCCUAGUCAUGAAUCUAUAUGGGAACCAAUUCUAAAGAAUUAAGAAAUAAAAGCUAAGCGUGUUUGGGGGGAAAAAAAACACAUUAAAAAAGAGAAGGAAAAGCGAAUCGCUCCGUGCGAGGGGAGCGUGACGACCCUAAGGUGGCAAUGUUAUAGGCACUUGCUAUUCAGUAAUGUCUAUAUUCUAUAAAUAGUAUUUCAGACACUAUGUAGUCUGUUAGCUUUUAUAAGGACUGGUAGUUCUCUGAGCUUCAAACGUUUUCUCAGUUGUAAAAUAGGUGGGCACAAAAGUAUUACCGACCCCGAAACCCUCGCAGAGGGACUCAUAGUGUUUGUAAGCACCGUCCACACCCCUUGUUUGUAAGUGUUGUAUGUACUGUUGAUGUUGAUUAAAAGAAAAGAAGUUUAUAUCUUGAUUAUUUUGUUGUCUAAAGCGAAACGAACUUUGCAUGCAGCAGCUUCUGGCCGUUUCCAGAGUGCUUAUAAUAUACAUCGCUCCCUGGAAAUUACUGAGCACUUUGAAUUUUUGUUCUGUUUUGUUGGUUAUUUUCUUUUUUUAAUGUCUAAAAAUUGUCGGUUAAUAUAUUAUUUUAUGUUGGAGUAAUAUUUUUAAUAUUGCCAUAUACUGUAGUAUUUUUUCUUUGUAUAUUUCCAGUAUGGCACACGAUACAGAUCACUGCCUUUUUUUCUAUGGUGUACAACAGUUAGAAACGCGGAUUUGUUUUUUUUUCCCCUAUAACUCUUUCUUUGAGAAAGACAAUUUUAAUGUUUACAACAAUAAAACGUGUAAACGAACAGAA